CCUGAAGCUGGAAUGUGAGAAGCUGGUGAGCGAGAAGACAGAGAUGCAGAGACAUUAUGUCAUGUACUACGAGAUGUCCUACGGGCUGAACAUUGAAAUGCACAAGCAGGCAGAGAUUGUCAAGAGACUGAGUGCCAUCUGUGCCCAGAUUAUACCCUUUCUGACGCAGGAGCACCAGCAGCAGGUCCUGCAGGCUGUGGAGCGCGCCAAGCAGGUGACCAUGGGGGAGCUGAACAGCAUCGUCGGGCAGCAGCAGCUUCAGCACCUCUCCCACCAUGCAUCCCCCAUCCCGCUGGCACCCCACCCCUCCAGCAUGCAGCCUUCUAGCCUGAGCGGGGUCAGCGGCACCUCGGGGCUCCUGGCCCUCUCGGGGGCAUUGAUGGCACAGUCUCAGCUGGCUGCCAAGGAGGACAGAGUGGCCCAGGAUGGGGAGAACAGAGAGCGCACCCCGAGCCGGAGCCUGCAGGACGAGGAGCGGACAACAGGAGGCCCAGGGCUGAAGCGGAAGCGGGAGGAGAAGGACCUGCCUGGGCAUUAUGAUAGCGAUGGGGACAAGAGCGACUACAACCUGGUGGUGGAUGAGGACCCCCCUUCAGAGCCCGGCAGCCCCAGCCGUGCACCCAGCAGCCAGUUCCCACCAGCCCGCCGUGAGAUGCCCGAGAGCCCUGCCUCCAUUGCCUCUAGCCAGAGCACGACGCCCCCCAAGCCAAAGGACCAGAGUCUG
This is a messenger RNA of Leptosomus discolor (cuckoo roller), 724 nucleotides long. The record is from RefSeq and is a predicted model, not a curated record. NCBI's taxonomy places the organism in Eukaryota, Metazoa, Chordata, Aves, Leptosomiformes, Leptosomidae.